AUGCGGACUGUCGGAUUUGUCACAGGUCUCAUUGGCGUUGCCAAUGCGGCUUGUCCCUACAUGACGGGAGAAGCGGGUGGACUGGAUCGUCGGGGCGACAAGGACGCCGUCUCUGGAACAGAAAAUUUCCUGUCCGAGUUCUACUUGAAGGACGACAACACUGUUUUUCUGACCUCGGACGUCGGCGGCCCAAUUGAGGACCAGAACAGCUUGAAGGCUGGUGAACGUGGGCCCACGCUGCUUGAGGACUUUAUUUUCCGCCAGAAGAUCCAACGAUUUGAUCAUGAACGAGUCCCGGAACGUGCAGUUCAUGCUCGUGGUGCCGGCGCACAUGGAGUUUUCACUUCCUACGGCGAUUGGUCAAACAUUACUGCGGCUUCGUUCCUGUCUUCGGAGGGCAAGGAGACGCCGAUGUUUGUUCGUUUCUCUACUGUCGCCGGUAGUCGAGGAAGUGCCGACACUGCUCGCGACGUGCACGGCUUUGCGACACGUUUCUAUACCGAUGAGGGCAAUUUUGAUAUUGUUGGUAACAACAUUCCCGUUUUCUUCAUCCAAGACGCCAUCAAGUUCCCCGACUUGAUCCAUGCAGUCAAGCCUCGUGGCGACAACGAGAUUCCCCAGGCUGCAACCGCCCAUGACUCUGCUUGGGACUUCUUCAGCCAGCAACCCAGCACCUUGCACACCUUGCUGUGGGCCAUGGCCGGUCACGGUAUUCCUCGAUCUUUCCGCCACGUUGAUGGAUUCGGUGUGCACACAUACCGACUCGUUACCGAGAAGGGUGACAGCAAGCUGGUCAAGUUCCACUGGAAGGGUCUUCAGGGUAAGGCCAGUCUAGUUUGGGAGGAGGCGCAACAGGUGUCCGGCAAGAAUGCCGACUAUAUGCGACAGGAUCUGUUCGAUUCAAUCGAGGCCGGCCGCUUUCCGGAGUGGGAGCUUGGUGUUCAAAUCAUGGAAGAAGAUGAUCAGCUUCGAUUCGGCUUUGAUCUUCUGGAUCCGACCAAGAUUGUCCCCGAGGAGCUUGUGCCUGUCGUCAAGCUCGGCAAGAUGACGCUGAACCGUAAUCCGAUGAACUACUUUGCGGAGACUGAGCAAGUCAUGUUCCAACCUGGCCAUAUCGUUCGCGGUGUCGAUUUCACCGAUGAUCCUCUCCUCCAAGGUCGCAUCUACUCUUACCUGGACACUCAGCUGAAUCGUCACGGUGGUCCCAAUUUCGAGCAAAUUCCCAUUAACCGUCCUCGCGUGCCCAUUCACAACAACAACCGCGAUGGCGCCGGUCAGAUGUACAUCCCGCUCAAUCGGAAUGCCUACUCGCCCAGCACCCUCGAUAAUGGCUCCCCCAAGCAAGCCAACGAGACUGUUGGCAAGGGCUUUUUCACUGCGCCCGGUCGCACAUCAACGGGUCAACUGCUCCGCGCUGUUAGCUCCACUUUUGAGGAUGUCUGGUCGCAGCCGCGCCUGUUCUGGAACUCGCUUGUCCCCGCCGAGCAGCAAUUUGUUGUUGACGCUAUGCGCUUCGAGAGUGCCAAUGUCAUGAGCCAAGUUGUUCGCAGCAAUGUCAUCAUUCAGCUUAACCGUAUCAGUAAUGACCUUGCUAAGCGUGUCGCCGAGGCCAUUGGUGUCGACGCACCCCAGCCCGAUCCAACAUACUACCACGAUAACAAGACCGCCAACGUCGGAGCCUUUGGUCAGAAGCUGAUGAAGCUUGAGGGUCUCAAAGUCGGCGUCCUUGCCUCCGUCACCAAUGCCUCCUCUCUUACCCAAGGCGCAACCCUCCAGGGUCAACUGAAGGACGUUGGCGUUGACGUGAUCGUUGUUGGUGAGCGCAUGGCGCAAGGCGUGAACCAAACCUACUCUGCAAGUGACGCGAUCAACUUUGAUGCCGUGGUCAUUGCGGACGGUGCACAGGGUCUGUUCAACCCCAGCUCGAGCACCGUCUCGCCCAAGGCCAAGUCCUCCGGCGCCACAUCGCUGUACCCUGCUGGUCGUCCCAUGGAGAUUCUCAUCGAUGCCUUCCGCUUCGGUAAGCCAGUCGGCUCGCUGGGCCAGGGCUCUGUCGCCCUUGAGAAUGCGCAGAUUUCCAGCGACAGAGACGGUGUGUAUGUUGGAGAUGCUGUCAAUGAGGACUUUGGCGACCAGAUCAAGGAGGGUCUGCGCACAUUCAAGUUCCUGGAUCGGUUUGCGUUGGAUGAGUGA
Messenger RNA from Penicillium diatomitis, 2193 nucleotides. It is a transcript of the gene cat1, whose product is annotated as catalase catB. Bases 1 to 2193 code for a protein of 730 amino acids. The record is from RefSeq and is a predicted model, not a curated record. The transcript is spliced from 5 exons. NCBI's taxonomy places the organism in Eukaryota, Fungi, Ascomycota, Eurotiomycetes, Eurotiales, Aspergillaceae. Gene Ontology annotation, biological process: hydrogen peroxide catabolic process; response to oxidative stress. Gene Ontology annotation, molecular function: catalase activity; heme binding. Gene Ontology annotation, cellular component: cytosol.